This is a messenger RNA of Actinia tenebrosa (Australian red waratah sea anemone), 2193 nucleotides long. RefSeq names its product putative FERM domain-containing protein FRMD8P1. The record is from RefSeq and is a predicted model, not a curated record. Lineage: Eukaryota; Metazoa; Cnidaria; Anthozoa; Actiniaria; Actiniidae. Gene Ontology annotation, cellular component: cytoskeleton; plasma membrane.
GUAAGACGGGAAGCUUUGCACCAUCUUGUUGAACAUUGAAUAAAUUAGGAGCUGAAAAACACUUGAAUAUUUAGCCAUUUGAAUCCAUACAUGCACGUAUUAUUAACCCAAGAACAAAAACCAAGACCUCUUCGACUCCAGAGGAUAGUUUGGUUUGGAUUUCUAGGCUUCUGGAGACUCAAAUGUGGCUAUUUUGUUAGUGACAUUUAGUGAAUGUCUGAAGACUUUUUUCAAAUUUGUUUUUCUUGAUCCUGUUUGGACCUGAAAAGGAACUUUCGCUUAACAUAAAUAAAGUGACAGGAAACUCCUUGAAAGUAAAGGGAAGCUAUAACAUGGCAACAUCAAUAGAGAAAGCUGAGGAUGUUGAGCUUAAAGCUGUGACAGGCCAAGAACAUGAAGAACCAAAAAAGAAAGGCCCAGGUCUCAAGUUGAAGACUCAAGAUUUUAGGAAAGAGACAAAACAAAGUGCUGCAGAUUAUAAAAGAGCACACUCUUAUCCUGAAGACAAGAGGUCAAUCAUAAAGAAAUCAAAGCAAAAAUCCCAUGGAAGUCAUCCUGAAAUCAUCCAAAGAUUACAAUCCCAGCAAGCUAUGACAGUGGCAGUCUUCCUAGUAGAAAAAGCUGCACGGCUCCUAAACUUAGAGGACGGCAAGAAUGCUACUGCUGGUACGAUGAAGCGGAUCAUGAUGGAGAACCUCAGUCUUCAACCUGACGCAGAAGCUGUCUUCUGUAUUUGGCUUAAAUCACCGUUACUACAACUGCAGCUCAAAGAUCAUCACAUUCCUUACAAACUGCGCAAAGUAUGGCCAGAACUUUUAAAGAAAUUUACAAAUGCCAAUGAUGAGGCUAUUGAAAUGGAUGAACCUAUUCUAUGCUAUCAGAGGAAUUCAUUUUAUCCCUUGUCAGAAGAAAAGAAGGUCAAAGAUGCCAAGGUGAUCAGAAGGUUGUUUGAAGAGGCUAAAUUCAAUGUGAUGUCAGGCACAUAUCCUGUCAGCAAGAAUGAAAGCAUGGAGUUGGGAGGCAUGCUGGCUGUUAUCGAGAAUGGGAAAUUCAAGGAACAAGACCAUAAACUUGGAUUCUUUAAGGACAAACUGACAGAAUAUUUGCCAGUUUCUGCUUGCAAAGUGGGGUGGACAUUACCUGGACGGCGGUCAGCCACACGUAACACUUUGGAGCAACAGUUACUUGAUAAAUACAAAGAGGUGUCCAACAGAUCGCUGGAGUUAAGGCAAYUGUACAGGAGUUACUUGGAGAAAUGUUGGACCUUUCCAUACUAUGGGAGUGUAUUCUUUGCUGGCCAGAUAGAAAAGCCACCAUCAAUUUUAUCUAGCAUCUUAGGAAAGUCUGAUCUUGCUGUAGGGGUUGCAGUCAACAGAGAAAAAAUCCACAUCAUAGAUGAGGCCAAAAAUGAGAUUUUACUGAGCCUUGGUUUUGAUGAACUAUCAUGGGACUAUACACCAGCAGAGGAAUGUAACAAGGACUGCCUAGACACGUUCUGGUUGGAGUUUGACUCCAAGGAAAACGACGGCACCACAACUGUUCAGAGGCUGCAGAUCUUUUCUAAGCAAGCAGUGAUGAUUGAUGCUUUGGUGCAGUCUUGCGUUGAGUGUGAAGAUGAGAUUCAGGAGGAAUGCUGCCAGAAUAUUGGAGGGGACAUACGAUGUCGCAUGGACCGUCUUAGUCUAUCCAAACUUGAAAGUUCCUUGGCAAGAAAGAAAAAAACAAAUGUAUCCUUCAAUAAUCCAUUCAGUCGCCCAAAGAGAUUGAUGUCAGACGAAACACCCAAGCAAGAAAAAACCUGAACAUAUUAAACUAGUGAUGACCAACUUUGUCCAAUGAAUAAUACUAGACAAUACUUCUGUCACUAUUCUUCUGUCCUGAGGGGUUUGACAUUUCUUUGGUGACUAGAGAUUUAGGGCUUGAAAUUAGUGGGAUGACAGUUGCAAAAAAUGCAGUGCCAAAAUUUACUCAUGUUAUUGUAACAAUGUCUGCCUAAUAGGCAUAUUUUUUCUAUUUGAGCCCGAUAGAUAGAUUGUGUGAAAGCAUGUUUUGAUAAUAAAACAUUGCUUUAGCAAAUGACAUUCAAAUUUGAAAAAUUAUGUCAUUGCAUUAAACUGUCCCUUUCUUACAAGUGGAAAUGGAAAUAAUAACUGAAUGUACAAGUUUUGAACAUUAAAUAUAGGCUGAGCCCAA